Corticium candelabrum is the source of this 7869-nucleotide messenger RNA. RefSeq lists its product as uncharacterized. NCBI's taxonomy places the organism in Eukaryota, Metazoa, Porifera, Homoscleromorpha, Homosclerophorida, Plakinidae. Gene Ontology annotation, molecular function: chromatin binding; DNA binding. The record is from RefSeq and is a predicted model, not a curated record. The coding region runs from base 197 to 7693 and encodes 2498 amino acids. The transcript is spliced from 17 exons.
AAUCAGAGUGCGUGCGUGGCCGGAGUGUGUGCUCAUCGUCGUCUAGAUCUUUCCUUCACUUCUCAGCGGGCAGUCCACACCGACUCACAUCCAAUACUCGAUCCGAGACGCUCUCGCUUCUCGACCGGCAAUAAUUUUUUUCUCCCUCGACUCUUUUCUCCGUCCAAACACAAGCGACUGCCCUGCGUCAUCCGUCAUGUCCGAUUUCGCUCUACACGCCAUUCAGAGCUCGCAGGCGCCACGAGACGUCGAACUGCAAGCGAGUCUCGACACGCGAGGAUUCGACACCGCCGCUCUGGCUCGACGUCAAGGUGAGCAUCUCGUGACUCAUUCGGUCGUCCCACGUGUUGGUCCUCACGAAAAUUGGGCGGGCGCCGCUGCUACUGCAGAAGCCAUACCGGCAACUCGCUUGGUCAGCCAUUAUCCUCCUGCUAUAUUGCAGAAAAUGACGCUUUCGCCCUAUGUUGGUUUCAGAGCUGUGGUUCCUGGUGUCCCGGAUGUUUCUGGUAUUCCUGGAAUGGGGACAGUACAGUUUCCUGGAAUGGCUGCUCCUAAACCUGAUGCGUCUGAGCAAUCAGCGAGUGGUAGUAACACGAAGGAGAAGGAAGCCAAUGAUCCAUCGGUUAAUAUUCAGACCGUUCGUACACAGACGUUGGCAGCUCACAACCUGAAUAGCAAGGAACCAACUGAGAAGGACAGAAUACGAAAGAUCGAAGAAUGGAGAAAUGAUGUUGCUAAAGCUAUAUUGACUCCUCAAUUAGGAGAGGAGAUUUCUAAGUCUUCCCAGGUAAAACAGCGUCGGAGGUCAUCGAGGGAUAGAGAGUAUAGUAGUGAUCAGAAAGAGAGUGUGGAUGUGUCUUCUGGUGCCAAAGGCAGUUUGAGUCAAUCGAAUGUUAAAGAUGGAAAGAAGGAGGGUAAGUCGUCUGCGCUUGGAAAAAAAGGAAAAGGGAAGGGAAAGGCAGGCAUUGAUAAAGAAGAUUUGGUGGAUAAUGUAGCAGAGGUUGUUAAGCCUGAGGUGAAAUCGGAUGAUAAACAAAUGGAAAUGAAGAGAGAGAUGGAACGUCCAUACUAUCGAUAUGAUUGGCAGUUGCCUCAAUCCCACUGUAAUCCAUCAUUGUUCAGUAACUUGUAUCCUAUGCCAUUUAAUCCGACUGUUCUUCAGCGUGUGCCAUUUGGUCUUAGUCCAGGCAGGAUCCCAUCACAACCCGACCUUCCUGUUCACUUUCCUCAGCCUGUGACUUCAGUCACACCUGCGUUUCCCCAUUUUGCUCUGAGUCAGUAUCAGCCACCUCUGCUUCAUAAGGUGGAGCAGAUUCCAGUUGGCAUGAAAACUGUCGGUUCAGUGACCAAGGAUGGGGCCACAGUCUCUGUAUCAGAUGGAGUGCAUCGUGAACUUCCAGUUACAACAGAAAGUUCUAAGAAACAGCAGACCAGCACAGUGUCUGGAGUUCAUGGGAUAUCUGAAUUGACUGAGGCUUCGUCUCGAUCUACAUUAGUUCCUGGCCAGCGCCAUUACAAGCUUGUCAAAGGUACUGCUCCCUCUAGUUCGUCUGGUGGAAAGGUUAAAGGAGGAGAUAACAAGCAGAAAGUUGGGAAAGGACGCAAGUCUAAAGUAAAAGAACAGAAGUCAACAGUCAGCGACAAUUUGCUUGCCAAUGCUCGACCUAGUAGCCCUGUGUCAAGUAUGGUAACUGCACCUGUUGCCCAGGCGACAUCUGUCGUUGCAGGAAGUAUAAUCAAUGUAGAGCAUGGACACAAUCAGUUAACCCAGCAAGGGUUAGCUCGAGGACGAAAAACCAAGUCUAGUCCUAAAGCUGAAAAAUCAGCAGAAAAACGAAUGAAAACAGAUGAGGUUAGUGAACAGGAAGAUGGAGACAAAGAUGAAUGUGUUAUGGAGAGACCACCACCAGUCACGUUUCCCUUGUCGCUUAGAGAUCCAUCUUACAUGUAUGGAUUUGCUGGACCACUACGCCCAUUGCCAGAUGAGAGGUUGAUGGCUCAGAUGCCAUUUGCACAAUUAGCAUCUGCACAAGCAGCCAUGUAUGGUCAGAUGACGGUAAAACAAGAGAGUUCUCUGGUUCCACCGUUUUCACAAAUAGAUCGUUUGCGCUACCAUCCUGGAAUGUUUAAGCAUCCUGAAGUAUCUUCGAUUCCGCCAUUGACUGUUUCAGCCAAAGUAAAGGAUGAAACAGUCACUACCGAUGUGCAGAGUAAUGAAACUGAUUGUAGAAGUCACUCUGUAGCGAAACAACUAAGCACUCCUAAACGACCAAAUACUCUUUCAUUUGUCAGUGAAGAAAUCAGGAACCUACCUGGUGGAAAACUUCUUGAGACACAAACACCUGAAGAAAUUGAGGCUCGUGCAAGAGAGUUUGAUCGACACGAAGCUCUUCGUAACCUUGCUAGUCCUGUUAAACCACGUCUUCCUCCAGGUUUAGUUUCGACUGAAAUUUCAAGUCCACGUGUCUCCAGCUUGGUUCCAUCAGAGGUCAUUAGUCCUUUACGAAAUUCAGAGGUUGCUACUGAUGGGAAAAAGGCUGACAUCACGUUGCUGCAGAGUGAGCAUAGUGCUUUCAGUGCAAAGAGCGUGAAGAAACGAGGUCCCACGACAAGAAAUGACAACCAGACAGGAAACGUUCAUGUUAAGGUUGAAAUUGUUAGUCGGGCUGGUGAAAGUGGGCAUGUUAUGCCUGGGAAAGCAAGUAUUUCUGAUCAUCAGCAAGACAAAGAUAUCGACAAGGACAGAUGUCAUGGCGGUGAUGAUAUGAAAGUGCACAGAUUUCAUCAGUUUCAUGCUUCCAGCUCUGGAAGUUUGUCAGCGUCAACAGCAUCUACAGCUGUCUCUUCACCUACAAAAUUACGGAAGAAAAGCAAGCAGCAAAGUGAGACAAGGGCAGUAACAAAGCAAUCCAGUGCAGAGAGUACGUUGUCACCGGUGAAGGGCAAGAAGUUGACUAUAGAUGUAAAUACGUCAGAUUUAAUGCAACAAUUUGAAAAGCUUGGUGUUGGUCAGAUUAGGACUACUGGCAGUUUUAUGGCAACACAGACUGUGUCUACAGCUGGUAUGGAUGUGCACCCUGGUAUGAUAACUAGUAGCAAGGAUAUGAGACAAAUGCCAUCGGCUGUGAUAAAGCCUGUGUCACAUGUCAGUCCAAAUCUCGUCGUAACAGCUGCUCAAUCCAUGUUGCAAUAUGUUGCACAAAACUCUGGCAUGCUACCACAAGGAGGAUCAUGGCCAUUGAUGCAGUCCCCGUAUUGUGUUCAUCAUCGCUCAUUGUCUCAGUACCAGGAAUUGCUCAAGCAACAGCAUCAUCCUUACUUUCAACAGCAGCGGUGGCAGCAACAUUCGGAGUUGGAACGAAAGCAGAGUGAUAGAAAAGCUCAACCCAGAAAAGAGGAAGUCAAACAAUCACACGAAAAGAAAACCUUGCAGCAGAGACAUCCUACGAGUGACUUGGCAAUUAUGAGUGGGCAUGCUGGGACUUCCGAGGUAUCUGUUAGAGGUACUGAUGCAGUAGUCACAUCGUCGUCAUCUUCGGCAUUACGUAUCAUCACAGACAAAGAACGAGUCUUGGGCAAGUUAGAAAUUUCAAUUUUGGAUCGUCAAUCAGCUCGUUCCGUAGGUCAGCAACAGGCUUUACACCAAGAUCUGCAAGCGACUCAUUUAGAACAGUCACCUGUUGUAAGGUCUGCCAGGCCUGGAAGCCCACUAAACAAGCGUGAUGCUCAGUCUAUAGAGCAGAAAUAUUCAUCAUCAAAGUCUGAGAAACUUGAGAAGACAAUAGCUGGUCAGAAAAUGCAAGGCAGUGAAGAAGCACACAAGUUGAAGACUAUGGAGUCGACUCGUGUGCACGUUUCUACAGAAGUCAUGAAUGUUGGUCAGUCUGGUGGUCAGUCUGGUGAAGGCUUGCUAAAGGCUUCCCCUCAAGAAAAACAUGACUUGGAGAAACAACUACUUCGUGAGCAUGUUCUGGAAAUGUCUAGAUGGCAACAAUCUAAUGGACAGAGCACAAACGAUAGCAACUCUGAGGCACUGAUGUCAUUGCCAUCUCUUAUUCCCAAAUCUGAAUUGUACGGCAGUUGUCAUCUUAUGCAAUCCAAUGAAAAGAAAUUGAAGUCAGAAGCGUUAUCUAAUGAAAAUUCUAAUUUCUUGGAUGAGAAGAGUACACAUGCUUCGAUCUUGUUGAGCAAAUUGAAACGAGAAGCUACUUGCCAUGGCAGUGCUCUUGUUGGCAAAUUGCUUCCCAGUAGUUUGCCUACACUACCAGUAGCAAAUAUGCAUAAUCAGAAGCAAUGUGAUGGUCACAAUUGGAUUGAAAAGAGGAAGCUCGAGAGAUCAGAUGCCGAAAGCAGUGGAGAUGAUAUGGAAGACUCUUUACAUUUGGCUGAACUUCGUGCAUGUAGUGUCCUUCCGUGUUCUCGUGCUGAUCCAACUGAGGAUGACAACAAGGAAAAGGCAGUGAACAACGGAGUAAUGGAGUACGAGCUUUAUGAAUUAGAAGAUCUUGGCCAUCCAGUUAGUGGCCGUUGUGUUCAAUCAAUGUUAACUGGUUUCAAUUACUACUCGCUAAUGCAACCGUUUUUGACAAGCGAUACCAGUGCCAUCGACAGGGCAAUAUCAUGUGGAUUGUAUCGACAGUACAAGACAGAGGAAAGUCGAAGGAUUUUUGGUAAUGGGAAAUCAGGUGAUUUGAGUAUGGAAGGGACAAGUAUGAGUAAGCAGGAAGUGAAGGUUCGAGUGUCGCUGGCAGAACUGCAGCAGCAGUAUAAAGGACAUCUAAAUGUAAUGGCAAAACUUCAAAAAAAGGCUCGGAGGCAUGCUCGCAGAAUGAAACUAGCUCUACCAAAAGAUGAAGAACAGAAAAUAGUCACUCCAAGAAAGAGAGGACGACCAAGAAAACAAAAACUUGUACCAGUAAAAGCUCACAGUGGCUUUAGUGACAGCCAAAGUGAAGGUGAAUGCCCAACAAUUGUCUUUCCUGUUGAAGCUGUUCAGGAUGUGCCAGUAGUUAAGAAACGAGGAAGAGGCAGACCUCCAAAGGACCCCAAUGCGGUUCGAAAGCCACUGGGAAAGAAGAAAAACAGUAUAGUAGUGGAGAAAACAUAUAAUAUUUCUUGUAUACAGAAGCCAUCAAGUCUCACAUCAGAUGAAGAAACCUGUGAACAGUUUGCGAGUGUGGAGCAGACUAUUGACGUGAAACGACGCCAGGGUACUAGGUGUGGAGCGGCAAGUGUGAAUAGUAUAGUGAAGAAGCAAGAAGACUCUGAUGCAGAUUUUAGUGCAUCGAUUCAUAGUGACUCUACAUAUGAUGCAGAAGAGGACAAAGUUGCUGUGAAAUCUGCAAAAGCUGGCUGGCAACGGAGAAGACAGCGUGCAAAGAAGACGGAUGUUGCAACUGAUCUUGAAGCUUCAGUGAGAAUAUCUUUUCAAGCAAAAGGACAGACAUUAGAAGACAGCACUGUAAAGGAACUUGCAAGUGGGAAUAAGGAACAUCGUGAUUUCUUGAAUGAGAUGUCAGCUGUGGAGCUAUCAGUCAAUAUGGCUGCUACGUCAGGACUUGAUGCAUUGUCUCGUUGUGCCUCAAUGGCAUUGGCAGUAAGUUGUCAAGACUCUAUCUUUAGUAGGUGUGAAACUGUAAUGGAUCCUGCUACACAACCAAAGAAGCGAGGACGGAAGAGCAAGGCAGUGUUACAAGAUGCAAAUGGUGGUGAUGGUGGAACUGUCGUACCUGUUAGUGAGAAUCAAACUCGUAGCAGUUUUGCAAGACAGAGUGAACUGCCUACUGUUGCACCUGAUACCUUGACAUCUAUUGAAGUUUCUGCUUGUGACUCACUUCCUAAUGAUUUGAAUAGAAAGAAACUGGAGACGAAUAACAGCAAGCAUGAAAUGCCUACAGUACAUUCAAAGAUGUAUACUAAAGAUACGUCUUCAGAUAAACCUCGUUUUCGAAAAUUUGCUGGGAAAAGAUGUGGGGGGGAAGUAGCAAUGUCUGGUUCAUCAAGGAAAGGUGGUAAAGUUGCACAAAAAGAUUCAUAUGAUUUUGCUGUUGGUGAAACUGAUCAGACAAGAAAACCACCAGCAAAGCGAGCUUGCUUAGUGUCUCAAGAAAAGAAUGAAGUGGAAUCGUCGCUAGUGGAGUUGAAAACUUCAGUCAGCAUGGAUUGCCAUUUCAAUACCAGCAUGACAGAGACAAAAACUUCAGUAGCUCCAUUUCAUGCUAACUCAGACAAGCAGAAUGUGAAUAGUCAUUUUCAUUUGUCUCCUGCUGUCUUGACUAUGGACCAGCGGGUGCUUGUUCGAGACCUGGAGGAGCCAAAAGUUUAUUCCUUUGCAACAAUUGUGAAUCCUAAGCCUCCUGAUCUUUAUGGAGUGAUUGUGGAUGGUGAUCGACGGCGGAAAGUCCAUUGGUUGCCUCAAGAGGAGAUCAUGGAGAAAGGAGUGCUGAAUGUGAAACCAACUCAGGAGUGUGGUUUGCCAAGAGGAUGUCGUGUGUGUGCUCGCUGGAGUGUUCAUCAGAAAUGUUACUAUCCUGGUCGAGUACUAGAUGAUGUUGAUUGGACAACUGGUCAGUGCUUUGUGGAGUUUGAUGAUGGGGAUCAAGCAUGGAAACCUCUUGAAAUGGUUCGUCGAAUAAUGGACAGUGAUAACGAGAAUGCAUCAGAUCGAUCAGCAUCUCCUACAGAAGAUGUGAAAGGUAAUAAGGAUAAUAUCGUCAAUGUUCAACCUUCAGAGUGUUGCGAGAACAGUGACCCCUCAAGACCGUCGGCAGACAGCCAGACAAAAGACCAUAAAGAUGAUCCUAGUACUUUGACUACUCAAAACAAUAUUUGGCAUGGUCAUCUGACAUGGCAGUCUGCAGCUAGUAGAGACUCACGUAUGGCUCACUACUCUCCCAUCUCAGAGAACUGUGAAUCUAAAGGAUUUGAACACCCUGUAGUAAAUUCAAAGGAAAACCAUGAAAAGAAUGGGAAGAACUCUGUUGGUGACUCACCAACUUCGAGCUCAUUGCAGGCGAGUUCAUUUGCCGGAUUUGACGUUACAUACAGUGAUAUUAGCAGUGUAGGCUCAAAUAGCAUGGACAUUGAAAGCGAACUUAUCAAUGGUAAUAAUUUGGACAGUAGUAGUCAUAUCUCAGACAGUCGUCAAGUUGAUGUAGUAUUACGGACUCCACCACUGAGUGGAGAUCUACCCAGUCGAUGUGGUGAACUUGAAGGAAGUGAUGGUGUUCGUGGUGACAAAUGGGAAUGGUGUGGCAAAGGAAAAACGAACAACAAACGACGUCGUGGAAGAAAGACAUACUUCAAGUCUGUCAGCCAUGGAGACUGUAUUCUAAGUGAAGGAGAUAGUGCUAUAUUUAAGUCGCGUAGUAGGCGCGGUGAUCCGUACAUUGGACUGAUUGAGAAGUUGUACGAGGCAUGUGGCGGAUCAAAAAUGGCAAGAGUCAAGUGGUUCUACCGAGGGACCGACAUAAAACUACAGAAGCCUGUUCCACAGGAUAAGGCUGGUGUCUAUUUGUCAUUGAGUCAUGUCGACAACAUCCCUGUUCAUGCUGUUGUGAAGAAAUGUCAGGUUCUAAGUCAGGCUGAGUUCAGUAAGUUGAAGCCUCAGCCCAAUCCGCAGAAAGACUGCAUAUAUUAUAAGAAAGGAGUUUAUGAUCAAACGACUGGUUGUGUUGAUUCAGCCUACGCGUAACGCAGUUGUUGCAUUGUUUGAUGUUCUGUUGAUAUGCUGUUUAUGUAAAGUUGAUGUGACUGUUCAUAAUUUCAAGACUUGUUCUGGGUUGUGAUAUUUACCCAGGUAGUGUUAACGAUUUCUUCAUAUUGAAGAGUAGUGUAAAUAAACACGCACUGGAUGUAGUGAUCUCUGAA